Syzygium oleosum is the source of this 1058-nucleotide messenger RNA. Its product is annotated as zinc finger protein ZAT10-like. Lineage: Eukaryota; Viridiplantae; Streptophyta; Magnoliopsida; Myrtales; Myrtaceae. Gene Ontology annotation, biological process: response to stress. The coding region runs from base 66 to 803 and encodes 245 amino acids. The transcript has a single exon. Gene Ontology annotation, molecular function: DNA-binding transcription factor activity. The record is from RefSeq and is a predicted model, not a curated record.
CUCUCUCUCUCUCUCUCUCUCUCUCUCUCUCUCUCUCUCAAACCAGUAGUUCUCAGCCACUGGACAUGGCGCUCGAAGCCCUCAACUCGCCCACCGCCGCCGCCUCCUUUGGCCACGACGACGUGGAUGGCCACCCGUGGGCCAAGCGGAAGCGCUCGAAGCGGCCCCGCGUGGAUCCCCAGGACCCGCCCUCCGAGGAGGAGUACCUCGCCCUCUGCCUCAUCAUGCUCGCCCGCGGCGGCGGCGGCGAGAGCCGUCACCCACCGGAGGCCCCGACCGUGAAGCUCUCCUACAAGUGCUCCGUCUGCGACAAGGCCUUCCCUUCCUACCAGGCCCUCGGUGGCCACAAGGCCAGCCACCGGAAAUCCUCCUCCGAGGCCACCUCCGCCGCCCCCGCCGCCACCGAUAACCCUACCUCGUCCUCCUCCGCCCCGGUCGGCGUCGGCAGCGGUAAGCUCCACGAGUGCUCCAUCUGCCACAAGACCUUUCCCACCGGCCAGGCCUUGGGUGGCCACAAGCGGUGUCACUACGACGCCGGCAGCAGUAGCGGCGGCGCCGCCGGCGGUGCCACCGGCGUCUCUUCCUCAGAAGCCGGCGGCUCGAGCCACGUAACCGUCAGCCACCGGGAACCGAUCGACUUGAACUUGCCGGCCUUGCCGGAAUUCUGGGUCGGCAUCGACGAAAGCAGCAACCAGGACUCUAAAAGUCAACUCUCCGGCGAGCAAGAGGUGGAGAGCCCUCUUCCGGCGAAAAGGCCGAGGUUCUUCUUGGACCAAGAGGACGUGGGGUCGUCCCAAAGAUGAUUUCAGACACUUACGUGAAUUACAAAGAUUACCCUUUACUUUACUUUUCGUUUUUUUUUUCUUGGAAGGAUCAAUUGUUGUAGGCUUUGUUGUAGCUAGGGUUGAUCUGAUGUUCUGUACAGCAAAAGAAACUGAUGAUGAUUGUCAUUUGUGAAAUUCUUGCAGCCUCCCUUGGCUGAUUACUAUCAAUUAGUUGUCACUGAACAUUCUUUCAUUCUUUGAAUAAAUAAAAUUACAGAAAUAUGACUUCAUAAA